This is a messenger RNA of Gallus gallus (chicken), 2902 nucleotides long. RefSeq names its product probable 2-ketogluconate reductase-like. Gene Ontology annotation, cellular component: cytosol. The transcript is spliced from 11 exons. Gene Ontology annotation, molecular function: hydroxypyruvate reductase [NAD(P)H] activity; glyoxylate reductase (NADPH) activity; NAD binding. The record is from RefSeq and is a predicted model, not a curated record. Lineage: Eukaryota; Metazoa; Chordata; Aves; Galliformes; Phasianidae. The coding region runs from base 253 to 1794 and encodes 513 amino acids.
GACUCAGAGGUUGCAGCAGGCAAUAGGGACUGUGUUGCUAACACAAGGAAGUUACAUGCUGCUGAUUCCUCCAGGAUUGGCGAGAUCUGUCGGUAAAAGAAGCAUCAACAGAAAGGAACCAUUCCAGGCAAAUUCUUUGGUUAUUAUUGAAAUAAUUAGUUUUCUUCUGGAGAAAAAAGCCUUGCUCCUGAAGCAACACUGCAAACAGUUACUGUGCACAUCAGAUGUGGAUGAAAUUGUGACUUAUUCGGCAUGUCCACGGUCAUGGCAGAACAGGAUUUGCCAGGUCUUCUGAUUAUGGGUAUUGGAGGAACUCAUGGUGUGCAAGAAAGCCUUGCAGCGCUUCUGAAGAAACACUUCAGUGUUAUCACCAUGAAAGAACUUCUUGAAAACAAGAAAGAAGUGGGGAAAAAAAUCCAAUGCAUUUUUGUGUCUGAGUUCAGGCCAACUAUUGACCAGGAGCUUCUAGAAAGCCUGCCUAAUUUAAAGGUCAUUGGAAACUCUGGUGUUGGAGUGGAUCACUUAAACUUGAAAAUGAUUUCUAACUUCGGUGUAAGAGUGACUAAUACCCCACACGCCGUUGCUGACUCAACAGCAGACAUGGGAAUGGCAUUAAUGCUGGCAUCUGCCAGAAGACUAGUGGAAGGCUCCCAGAUAGCAGUUUCUCCAGACACGAACUAUUUUGCUGCUGACUGGCUGGGAGUUGAAGUGACCAGGGCGACUCUUGGGAUCAUUGGGAUGGGCAGAAUCGGGUAUAAAGUGGCUCAGAGAGCCAGAGCCUUUGAAAUGAAGAUCCUGUACCACAACAGGAACCGCAGGAGCCAGGAGGAGGAGCAGGCCGUUGGUGCCUGCUACAGUGAGAUGGAAGACUUGCUGCAGCAAUCUGACUUUGUUAUGCUGGUUGUGAACCUGACGCCUCAGACUGAAAAACUGAUUGGGAAAAAGGAGCUGGGGCUGAUGAAACCCACAGCCACUCUUAUAAACAUCAGCCGAGGUGCAGUUAUUGAUCAAGAUGCAUUGGUGGAAGCUCUCCAGAAUAAGACUAUUAAGGCUGCUGCUCUGGAUGUGACAUACCCUGAGCCUCUGCCAAGGAGCCAGGAGGAGGAGCAGGCCGUUGGUGCCUGCUACAGUGAGAUGGAAGACUUGCUGCAGCAAUCUGACUUUGUUAUGCUGGUUGUGAACCUGGCGCCUCAGACUGAAAAACUGAUUGGGAAAAAGGAGCUGGGGCUGAUGAAACCCACAGCCACUCUUAUAAACAUCAGCCGAGGUGCAGUUAUUGAUCAAGAUGCAUUGGUGGAAGCUCUCCAGAAUAAGACUAUUAAGGCUGCUGCUCUGGAUGUGACAUACCCUGAGCCUCUGCCAAGGAGCCAGGAGGAGGAGCAGGCCGUUGGUGCCUGCUACAGUGAGAUGGAAGACUUGCUGCAGCAAUCUGACUUUGUUAUGCUGGUUGUGAACCUGGCGCCUCAGACUGAAAAACUGAUUGGGAAAAAGGAGCUGGGGCUGAUGAAACCCACAGCCACUCUUAUAAACAUCAGCCGAGGUGCAGUUAUUGAUCAAGAUGCAUUGGUGGAAGCUCUCCAGAAUAAGACUAUUAAGGCUGCUGCUCUGGAUGUGACAUACCCUGAGCCUCUGCCAAGAAAUCACCCUUUAUUGAAAUUAAAUAACGUCAUAAUAACCCCACAUAUUGGAACUGCAACAGUUCAAGCCACCCACAUGAUGGCAGAAGAAGCAAUAGCAAAUAUGCUGUCUGUUCUCAACUGUCAACCCAUUCCAAGUGAAGUGUUUCCCCAGUGAUUUGCACCAGACGACAGUGCUAAAUCUCUGACUUGUGAGGAGGCACAAUUUCAUACAGGACCACUGUUUAAAAACAAAACAAAACAAAACAAAAAAACAAAAAAAAAACAAAGAGAGAGCAGCUUUGUUCCAGCACAGCUCUUUUUGUCAGUAUACUGCAAGGCUGUCAACUCACUCAGCUUACUCUGUACUGGCAUUUACAAAAUCAAAACAAUGAAGUGGAACAGCUAAAACUGUUUUGUUUGAAUACUUUGAUGUCUUCAUGAAUGAUUUCUACAGGGUUCCAUUAAUGAGUGCUGGUCCCUUUUCAAGCACCAUCUCUUUUUGAAAAGGACGGGAACUGGCAAUUGCAAUAUGUCAGAAGUCAUGCAAGCGAGCACAGGAUGGGCUUGGCUUGAUCUUCUAGAGAUGAGGUGGAAAAUCAGUGUCUAGCAAACGGAAGUAAGGUCAGGUGACAGGAGUGAACUACAGAUACGCUGUUCACCUCUGCGGGAAGAGUAUUCAUGUGGCCAAAGCUCAACUAGAGUUGCAGGUGGCCUGUACUGUGGGAGACAGAUAUUAAAAGCACGUUUUAAAUUACGUCAAUAGCAAGAGAAAGAUCAGAUUUUUCUGUGACUUACUGGAAAACACACAGAAGACGGGAAAAAGCAGCCCAAACUGAAUUGACAAGAUGUUGUCUCAGAACUGACUUACAGCUGUUCAGCUGUUAAGCCUGGGCUCAGAAAGCCCCACUGCGUGAGCAUCUCACCUUUUGAGCACAGACAUUCCCUGCUUCAGCCAUGGAUCUGCCAGCAAUGUCAAGGGGCAGGCUGUGGAAGGGGCCACCUUCAACCCAGGCAAAGAAGCUGUUGGCAAAGCUGUCAGUGUGCAGAUGAUAUAGGCACACUCAUGACGCUAGAGAAGAUUCCCACUCCGAGAUGGAGCAGGGACUGGGCUUCCCUCCCCAUCUCCUCACGCAAGGUUCCUGCCUUGGAUUUUACCACCCUCACAGCACAUUGUGGCACCCAUGCAGCUCUGAGUAGCCCUGCCAGUGCAGGCCUAGGAACUCUAGGAAGGGGAGCACCUGGCUUUGCCAGGCACCCACAGUAAAGCGUGUGUUUCACAGUGA